Messenger RNA from Cladophialophora immunda, 958 nucleotides. RefSeq lists its product as uncharacterized. The record is from RefSeq and is a predicted model, not a curated record. The transcript is spliced from 4 exons. NCBI's taxonomy places the organism in Eukaryota, Fungi, Ascomycota, Eurotiomycetes, Chaetothyriales, Herpotrichiellaceae. Bases 126 to 347 code for a protein of 73 amino acids.
CACGCCAAGAAACUUGACAGCCACAUCUAGCUGACCUCCAUCCAUCCUCCAAGUUGACCUUGACAUCGCAGGCACCUGGACUUGACCUACCAAAACAACAUCUCACACUCAAGCGGUGGUCAAUCAUGGCUGGACCAACACCUCUCCGCCAUGAUCCCGCUCUCGAGAAAUAUAACCAAUUAAACAAAGAGCGAUGGAGAUACUUCCGCUGGACGCCGCGCACGGCUUUCAUUUCCUUCAUGUACGCCAUAUUCGUGCCUUCGGUUGUUGGAUACGCAUUUGCGAAGACAGAUGGCAAAUGGGAUUUGCGCGCGAAGCUCCGAGGUGAUACGAUCAGCGAGUUCUAAAUCUUGUUAAGAAGAGCUUGGUGGCACCUCAAGGGAAACCCAAGAAGAAGAGGAAGGGAAAAAAGCGAAAUUGUACAUAUGCGUCUCUGUGACUAGAGAUACCAUUCGAUCAGCUGCGACAUGGAUGUUCUAUGGACCUGAGAACCCGGGCAAAGGGGCAAUGAUACAAACCUACGACACGUUUUUGUACGGGUUUAUGACCCCCUUUGGUCUCGAACCUAACCUCCAACGAGAUUCCACUCGUCGUGCGAGCACAGUUUUCCGCGCAGUCGUUCACUGUUCAUAACCAUCCGCAAACAAGGUUCGACAUAGCAUGGAUAACCCCAGGUGCCCUCCCUCAGUCUGGUCUUGGUAACCUCCUAAUCUCUUGAGGCAAGUCGCCGGUACAAUUGGUCUCCAACUCGGCCCCCUUGGUGUCGUGUAUUGGCGCUUGCACAACAACGACUACACGGCCUGACUUGAGGUAUCCGUAAAGGCCUUGUGGAAGUUGGAGCUUCUCCGCCGCAAAAUUACGGUGUGUAAUCAAUUGAGCUAGUUGUCGGCUACAGUUGAAUCCUCAUGAAACCGAGGUAAGGAAUCUUGUGAUUCCUGUCUGAAAGGAAAGAUGCAGG